AUGGCUAUAGAGGAAGAUCAAAAGUCCAACACUGUCGAGUUUACAGAACGCCUACCGGAAGAAACGACUACCGCGGCCACAUCCGAACUGGGUCAUCUCGCCAACCAGGAAGACCAUGAAGUUGGGAAACUUGCGUCCUUCCGCAAGUACCCCUGGGCUUGUGCAUGGUCGAUAUACAUGGUCUGGGUAGUGCUAUUAGUCAGCUUCGAGAACCAAGCAGCUGGCAAUGUUAUUGGUAUACCAGAGUUUAGGAAAGACUUCGGCCAUCAAUUCACUGCGAAUGACGGCAGUGUGAGCUAUGUCAUUGACGCUCAGUGGCAGUCGGCUUUCCAGGGCGCACCUGUAGCUUCUGCUAUCGUGGGUGCCCUCGGAUGUGGCCAACUCGCUGACUGGCUUGGUCGCCGUCUAGUGAUCAUGAUCUGUCUCGCAGUCACCUUCGCCGCAAUAACCAUGGAGUUCGUCGCAACAACUAACGAGAUGUUCUUUGGGGGCAAGUUCCUGAACGGUUUCGUCGUCGGUGCCCUAGCAUCUGUCACCGUGACUUAUAUUGGCGAAGUUGCUCCGUUGAAACUCAGAGGCAUGCUGACUUGCUCGACUGCGCUUUCAUACACCCUCGGUCCGCUUAUAGUCGCACUCAUUGUGAACUCCACGGGCGUAUAUACCAAUCGCUGGGCAUACCGCGCAGUCUUUUGCGCUCAGUACGGAUUCGCCGGGGUAGCUGCCGCUUUCGUCUGGUUCAUGCCCGAGUCACCGUGGUGGCUCGCAUCCAAGGACCGCCAAGCUGACGCACUGAAGGCCCUCAAUAGCCUUGGUCAUCGCGGCUUUGCAGGCGAGCAGAAGCUCGCUCAGAUUAUGACGACUCUACAAGAAGUCAAGCACGAGACCGAAGGCGUCACCUAUCUGGAGUGCUUCCGUCGGUCCAACCUACGGCGAACCAUCAUCUCAGUCAUGCCACUCACUAUCCAGUCGCUCAGCGGCAUCAUGUUUGCAGCUUCCUAUUCGACGUACUACAUGCAACUCGCCGGCUUCACCACCGCCAUGUCGUUCAAGUUGCAAAUCGUGCAGCAAGUCCUCUCUCUUAUCGGAAACGUCAUAUCAUGGUACCUAGUUGAUCGUGUUGGCCGCCGCAACCUUACCUUCUGGGGACUCUUCGUGCUCACCAUCAUCUUGUUCGUCAUGGCCGGUCUCGCGGUCGUCGGCACGGCACCCGCACUCAAAGGCGCUAUCAGUAUGAUCCUACUCUACUGCUUCUGGUAUAAUGUCACCAUCGGCGCGACUGCUUACACUAUCCUGUGCGAGACAUCGACCUCACGUCUUCGCAUCAAGACUAUUGCUAUCGGCCUCGCUCUUCAGAACGCGCUUAAUACCAUGUGGAGUUUCGUACUGCCUUACUUGUUCAACCCCGAUCAGCUCAACCUCGGUGGAAAGCUGGGCUUCAUCUUUGGUGGUUUAUCUGUGUUGUGCUUGGUGUAUCUUUGGUUCUUUCAGCCUGAGACGGCGGGUCGGACUUACGAAGAGUUGGAUGAGAUGUUUGUUAAUCGAGUCAAGGCGAGGAAGUUUGGAACGCACAGGACGGAUGCGCAAGCUAUGGGUCAGGCGGUCGAGAAGAAAGAAGCCGCAUAG
Messenger RNA from Alternaria incomplexa, 1623 nucleotides. RefSeq lists its product as uncharacterized. The coding region runs from base 1 to 1623 and encodes 540 amino acids. The transcript has 2 exons. Gene Ontology annotation, molecular function: carbohydrate:proton symporter activity. The record is from RefSeq and is a predicted model, not a curated record. NCBI's taxonomy places the organism in Eukaryota, Fungi, Ascomycota, Dothideomycetes, Pleosporales, Pleosporaceae. Gene Ontology annotation, cellular component: membrane. Gene Ontology annotation, biological process: carbohydrate transport; transmembrane transport.